CUCCAAUAUAAACAAGAAACCCCUGUUUCAAACUAAACUCCAAUAUAAACAAGAAAGCCCUGUGUCAAACCAAAGCAAAUUUCAAGAAAUUAAAUGUAACGAAGAUUUUGGGCUGGGCUUUGUAAUUCCUGAAAUUGAUUUACAUGAAAGACGACAUUUAUUCUCUUACCUCAUACACAGCCUCGGAUCAGCUGUUCAAAUCCUCUAAAUUCUCUGCAACAGUAACCGAGAUUCGAGAAGGCAGCUGUUUACCAACAAAACUAAAUAAAAUUUUUCAGACAAAAAGUAUUCCGUCUAAGGAUAAUCGGUGGAUGUUGGACUGCUCCAACAGAGAUAAGAAAAUGGCAACUGGUGGAGAUCUUCUUGGGGCUGUAGGUGGGGCUGAUGAGACACAACAGGAAACAGUGCAAGGUCUGCAGUAUGAGAUUGAAGUGUUGAAAUCAAGAAUCAGCCAAGAGAGGGAGAAACUAAGGGAUAAGAACCUCCCCCAGGUGGCUGAUCUUGCCAACGUGAUGUCCAUUGAGCAGCUUAACAUCAAGAUCAGGAGAAGCCUCAAAGGACACAAUUCAAAGGUUUUGUGCUUGGAUUGGUCCGGGGAUAAGCGCCAUCUAGUUUCUAGCUCGCAGGACGGCAAAAUCAUUAUUUGGGAUGCGUUUACAACAAACAAGGAGCAUGCACUCUCCCUACCCACUACCUGGGUCAUGGCAUGCGCAUACUCACCUAGCGGUCAGGCUGUUGCGUGCGGAGGCUUGGAUAACAAACUAACCGUUUUCCCUCUGGCAAUAGAAGAAGAUGCUACUGGAAGGAAGAAGGUUGUUGGAACACAUACGUCUUACACUUCAUGCUGUCUCUUCCCGGGAUCAGAUAAUCAGAUAUUGACUGGGUCAGGGGAUGCUACAGUGGCACUCUGGGAUGUGGAGAGUGGCGCAGUUCUUCAGACAUUUCACGGACAUACUUCAGAUGUCAUGACGAUUGAUCUGGCUCCAGGACCCAACCUAAACCUUUUUGCUUCUGGGGCCUGUGACAACACUGCAUAUCUUUGGGACAUGAGAACAGGAGAAUACGUACAGUACUUCGAGGGACACACAUCAGAUAUAAACUCUGUCAAGUUCCAUCCAGGGGGAGACGCCAUUGCUACUGGCAGCGAUGAUGCAUCCUGCAGAUUAUUUGAUCUAAGAGCAGACAGGGAGGUUGCAAUGUACUCAAAAGACGCAAUUCUGUUUGGGGUAAACGCUGUAGAUUUUAGUAUGUCUGGGAGAUUGCUAUUUGCAGGUUAUAACGAUUACACUGUCAAUCUUUGGGAUACGCUGAAAUGUGAGAGAAUAGCAGUUCUGUAUGGUCAUGAAAACAGAGUCACAUCACUUAAAGUAUUAUUAUUAUAUUAUAUUAUUCAGGUAUCUCCCGAUGGUACUGCUAUUGGAACUGCUUCUUGGGACAGUACAAUAAGAAUCUGGGCCUAAUUGACUAGGUUUGUGUCCAGAAGGGGAAAAGACUUGUUACGAAGUGAAUAAUUAGUGAAUGAUGAUCAUAACCCUGAACCUCCUUUAUGAGAGAAAAAGUAGAACAGAGGCCGCAUUUAAAGAGUUUGAGCCGCGGCUUAAAUUUGAGACGCGGCUCAGAUAUAAUUGGCUCCACUGAAAAAUGUAUUCAAUGUUUCAAGAUUUAGGCCUGCGCUCAAUUUAAACCGGUUUUUGACGAAUUUGAGACACGGCUCAAAUUUAUUAAAUUCGGACAUUGAGUUGAUAAUAUUUCUAAGAAUGCGCCAAAAAUCUUUUUAUUUUAAAAAGAGUUGACUUAAGUUAGGUAAAAAAGAAAAUUCUUUUUGAAUUACAUUGCAGGAAGGGACUGUAGGUGUAAUUUCACGUAACCCUGCCGUGUUCGAUUCACAACAGUUUGACUGAUCAAUUAAUCUACACACACGCUUUAAACUGUGUUCUGUUGUAUAUAUCGAUAUCAGGCCAUGGUAUAUAAAUCAGCACUAUUUGGAUCCAAAAUGUCCGAUGCACUGUAUCAUUAAUUUUAUUUUGAUUUUAAAUGGUAUUUUAAUCCCAACCAAAAUAUUGGCAAUCAAAACUUUUUUAUUAAAAAUCAAAUUAAUUCAAUCUAGAUGAACGUUAAUAUUGAACUAAAUCAUUUAACGAUUUCGGAUUUGAAUUGAAACUAGUUCAAACCUGUCAUGAAAAAUACAGUAUUGAAAUAUCUCUCAUAUGCUUUUUUUUGGAAAGUCAUACAUUAUUAUUGUUAAAUUUGAUAAAAGAUCUUUUAUCAUCAAAUUAAAAAAAAAUUGCAUUUACUACAUAUAGUUUUAAUUGCCUUCAGGGUAAUAAAAUAAUUGUUUUGGACAAACAAAAUCUCAUCUGAAUAAAUGUUUAAAUGUAUAAAUUCUGUAAUUGUUAAGCACAACAUUUGGAUUUCUUUUUUCUGAUAUGGGUGAACUAUGUUCUGAAAUAUAUUAAAGUAAAUGAAUGAGUUCUAUAUAGAAGCCCUACAUUUACUGUUUUCAUCUUUCAGAUUUACUGAACAAACAAAUUGUAUUUUUUACCGAAGCAAAAUUUGCGUUUUUUUUUCU
Eurytemora carolleeae is the source of this 2569-nucleotide messenger RNA. It is a transcript of the gene Gbeta5, whose product is annotated as guanine nucleotide-binding protein subunit beta-5-like. The record is from RefSeq and is a predicted model, not a curated record. NCBI's taxonomy places the organism in Eukaryota, Metazoa, Arthropoda, Copepoda, Calanoida, Temoridae. Gene Ontology annotation, cellular component: cytoplasm; heterotrimeric G-protein complex. Gene Ontology annotation, molecular function: signaling receptor complex adaptor activity; protein binding. Gene Ontology annotation, biological process: G protein-coupled receptor signaling pathway; G protein-coupled dopamine receptor signaling pathway.